AGUGCCAGGGCGGGCGGUGAAUUCGGGUCCACUGCGGCCGGUGCGGUUGGAGCGUGGCGCCUCUUGCUGCUCUCCCGCUUCCCUCCGCCCUCCACGUUCCCUCAGCUACCCCCGCGAUGCACCCGCGGCGCCCCGACGGCUUCGACGGUCUCGGCUACCGCGGGGUCGGUCGCGACGAACUGGGCCCCAGCUCCAGGCCCUUCAGCAGCGGCUCGGAGCUGGGUCCCUGGGUGACCAGCCCGCCCGACAUCCCCGGCAGCCGCAAUCUGCACUGGGGCGAGAAGACGCCGCCGUAUGGGGCCGGGACCCCUCUGGGCGGGGCCGGCCCCAACGAGGAGGCCAACCUCGGGGCGGGCGGCCCCGGCGCCGAGCAGUUGAACAGAUUUGCUGGCUUUGGUAUUGGCCUUGCAAGCCUAUUUACAGAAAAUGUGUUGGCUCAUCCUUGCAUUGUUCUGCGUCGUCAGUGUCAGGUUAACUAUCAUGCACGGAAUUAUCAUCUCACACCAUUUACUAUUGUCAAUGUCAUGUACUGCAUCAAUAAGACACAGGGUCCAAGAGCUCUCUGGAAAGGAAUGGGCAGCACUUUCAUUGUUCAGGGCAUAACCCUGGGAACAGAAGGUAUCAUCAGUGAAUUUACACCUUUGCCAAGAGAGCUUUCACAUAAAUGGAACAUCAAGCAGAUAGGCGGACACUUUUUACUUAAAGGGUUAGCGCAUGUGAUAGCAAUGCCUUUUUAUUCUGCGAGCCUGAUUGAAACUGUACAGAGUGAAAUAAUUCGAGACAAUCCUGGCAUCCUGGACUGCGUGAAAGAAGGAAUCGGCAGAGUUGUAGGCUUGGGAGUACCCCAUAGCAAGCGUCUCCUUCCUCUGAUGGUCCUGACUUUUCCCACUGCUCUACACGGAGUUCUUCACUACGUUAUCAGUUCCAUCGUCCAGAAGCUUGUCCUGUUUGUUUUGAAAAGGGAUAAUUCCCACAGCCUUCCAGCUGAGAGCUCCACUUCAGUGCAGAACAUGCUGGAUGCGUAUUUUCCAGAACUUAUUGCUAGCUUUGCUGCUAGCCUUUGUGCUGAUGUCAUGCUUUACCCACUGGAAACAGUUUUGCACCGCCUUCAUAUUCAAGGGACACGCACAAUAAUUGACAAUACAGACCUUGGCUAUGAAGUGCUUCCAAUCAAUACUCAGUAUGAGGGAAUGAAAGACUGCAUAAAUACUAUAAAACGGGAAGAAGGGAUGCAAGGUUUUUAUAAAGGAUUUGGAGCUGUUAUAGUACAGUAUACCUUGCAUGUGGCAGUUUUACAGCUUACCAAAAUUAUUUACUCAACACUGCUUCAAAAUGUUUCUUAAUCUGUCCUGGUCUGGAUCUAGCACAUUGGACAUGACUGACUUGCUAACCUAGUUAUUGUUUAAAUGGCUUUUAGAAAAUGAGCUUUGGGGAAUCCACUCUGUGGAUUCUUCUUACACUGUAGAAUAACUUGUUUUAAAAAUGGGGAUAUAGUUUCCGAAGUGUAAUUAAAAAAAGACUGUUCAAAAAUUACAGACAAAUUGAGUAUCAUAUGCAGUCAUACAACGGGGAUCAGAUUUCACAUGUGAUUGCAUUGAGGGUUUACUUUUCCUUGUACCAGUUCUCUGUCAUAAGGAAUGGAUAUGAAUUGUUAAGUAUCUGCUUUAUAAGCAUCACAUCUGAUACGCUGUCAGCCAGUGGAAAGGAAUUAAUUUUCUUAAGUUGUAAGAACUUGCAAGUAGGAGACUGAUGUCUUUACUGGUUUUUUAAAAAUGUUUCCAACUUUACUGUUAAUGGAGCUGUGAGAAAAACAGAAACUGUAAAAGUGACUGAAGUAGAUUUAAAUGUUAUAAUUUACAGGUACAUAAAAAACUUACUUUGCUGCAGUGUGGCAGAAGAUGACAAAUGGGAAUAUUUUGCUUUGUAUAAAAACAACAAAAAAUGGGUGUGGAGCGAAGCUGCACAGAAUGCAGAUUUGGGUGUCUUGCGGUUUGUUUGCAAGGCUUACCUUAACUAAGUGUGUGAAUAAAGCAAAAUAGAAACUGAUGUGUGGAUGUGUAAGUGCCAUUUUAGUUGACUUUCCACUGAUAACUUCAAGGUUUAGUUUUACUCUAAUGUUCCAUAUGAGAGUGUAAUAAUCAUACAAAUCUGUGUAGUAGUGGUGGUGUUCAAAGUGUACAGAAAGGCUAAAAAAACAAUUGGUUGUUCCUCUAAUUUCUCUUUUGUUGGAUUGGAGGGGUGUGUAUAAAAUUGUCUCCUUAAUUAUUUAGUGCUGAUGUAUGUAACUUAAAAUCUCUGCUAGUUUAAAUAUUUUGUGGAGCAGAGCUAAGUCUGUUUAUGUGCAAUGGAACCACUGAAAUACAUAAUUUUUGCCCUCUCCCUCUUCAGACUCAGCCUGAAAAUGAUUUUUAAUCAUUCUAAAUAACCUAAUCCUUGAUUUCAUCAGUAAAAAUGGGGGGUAGGGAGAUGGUUUUUGCAAGUAAAACGAGCAUGUGGAAAGCCACUUCUAAAUUAUGAGAGCCUGCUGCUUUUUUCACAUUCAUGUGGCAAGUCUGUUUUUGUGAAUGCUGUGAAACUGAUCUGCAUUUUAAUCAGUCAUUGUGUAGUUAUCAUUAAUGAAAAGUAGUCAUGGCAAUAUAAUGCAAAAUGUUGCUCUUUGUAAGGUCUGAAUUCAGAUCAGGUCUACUUUAUUAUUAAUCUAACUUUCAUGUAUUUUAAAUGCCUAAGUGUUGAAAUGGAAAGUAUGGUGAACUUGGAAAUUGGUUUAUUUUGAAAUACUGUUAGUUGCAAUUUUAAUGUAUAGUGUAUGAAAUAAAAUGAGAAUUCACUGUAAGUGUUAUAAAAUAAUUCACCAAAGAAGCAUGUAAAGGAAUCCUGGUUUAUGUGUUAUGUUUUACUGUAUAGACUCCAGAGUGGCAUUUUCAAGUUCCUCAGCUUUCCUAAGUGCAAGAACUUGAUUAAUUAAACUACUUGCAAGAACUUAGGUAAAAUACUCAGUUCCUGGGUUGGUUUCUUUUAAAAUUUCUAUGAGUAUAAAAAUGGCCAUGCCAGAGAAUCAUCC
Molecule: messenger RNA, 3061 nt
Organism: Hirundo rustica (Barn swallow)
Lineage: Eukaryota; Metazoa; Chordata; Aves; Passeriformes; Hirundinidae
Gene: SLC25A46
Product: solute carrier family 25 member 46
Exons: 8
Coding region: 117-1343 (408 amino acids)
Biological process (GO): axon development; mitochondrial fission; mitochondrial membrane fission
Cellular component (GO): mitochondrial outer membrane
Source: RefSeq, a predicted model, not a curated record